AGGUGAGCGGCGGCCAAUGGGCGAGCGCGGGGCAGGUGCCCGCUAACUCGCGCCUCGCAGCGCCUUGUAGCCGAGACCCUGUAGGGCAGUGCUUGGAGAACCGGAGGCUGGGGUCGGUCCCGGUGGGACUUGGAGGGUGGGAGCUAGGCUCAGCCCUCCGGCCGUAGAGGCAGCACACAGCAUCGAACCGAGCCCUCGCUGGUGCCGGCGCCGGGAGCUGCUCGCUCCGCCGCAACAGCCGACGCGCCUGGCUGUGCGCGGUGGCCCGACACCGCGCUGGUUCGCUCACACACCCCUCGCCGCUCCGCGCCUGGCUCGCCCGCGGGGGCCGAGAGCUAGCGAGCGGGCGGGCGGGGGAGGUGAGGGGUACGGGUGUGUGUGCAUGUGCCUGGCUGGGUGCACACCCCGCACGGCGGCGGCGCCAGGACGCGGAGCGCUCCCCAGAGCCCGGCUGCCUAAGACAGCUCCGGCGGCUGCGACCAUGUUCCAGCCCGCGGCCAAGCGCGGCUUCACCAUAGAGUCCUUGGUAGCCAAGGACGGCGGCACCGGAGGGGGCACUGGCGGCGGGGGCGCGGGCUCCCAUCCCCUGGCGGCGGCCGCCUCAGAGGAACCGCUCCGGCCCACAGCGCUCAACUACCCUCACCCCAGCGCGGCCGAGGCGGCCUUCGUGAGUGGCUUCCCUGCUGCAGCCGCCGCGGGCGCCGGCCGCUCGUUGUACGGUGGGCCGGAGCUCGUGUUCCCCGAAGCCAUGAACCAUCCUGCGCUGACCAUGCACCCGGCGCACCAGCUGGGCGCCUCCCCACUGCAGCCCCCGCACUCUUUCUUCGGCGCCCAGCACCGGGACCCUCUCCACUUCUACCCCUGGGUCCUGCGGAACCGCUUCUUCGGCCACCGCUUCCAGGCGAGCGACGUGCCCCAGGACGGGCUGCUUCUGCACGGCCCCUUCGCGCGCAAGCCCAAGCGGAUCCGCACGGCCUUCUCGCCCUCGCAGCUGCUGCGGCUGGAGCGCGCCUUCGAGAAGAACCACUACGUGGUGGGCGCCGAGCGGAAGCAGCUGGCCGGCAGCCUUAGCCUCUCGGAGACGCAGGUGAAGGUGUGGUUCCAGAACCGGAGGACAAAGUACAAACGGCAGAAGCUGGAGGAGGAAGGGCCCGAGUCUGAGCAGAAGAAGAAGGGCUCCCAUCACAUCAACCGGUGGCGCAUCGCCACGAAGCAGGCCAACGGGGAGGACAUCGAUGUCACCUCCAAUGACUAGGGUGGGCAACCACAACCCAUGAGGGCAGAGUGCUGCUUGCUGCUGGUCAGGCCCCUGGGUGGGCCCAAGCUGGACUCUGGCUACUCCCUGGCCAGGCUUCAGGGAGGCCUGGAUCACGGCCCCACAGGGCUUGGAGCCUGGGGCCACCAAUGACAGAGGGACAAGAAAUGGACUGGCUGAGGCCUGGGACCCCUCGGCCUUCUCCUUGGAGAGCUUGCCUGCCUGGGUGGGCCGCCCAUCACUGCAGCCUCCCAGCCACUCUCCGUUUCUCUUAUCUCCUUUUUGUUUUGAUGCGUCCCUGUUUUAAUUUAUUUUCCAGGUACCUGCUGUAGUUCUUAGUGACCCCUUGUGUUUCCCUUUCCUAUGGGAUAAUAAAAGUCUCUCUUAAUGA
This is a messenger RNA of Otolemur garnettii (small-eared galago), 1646 nucleotides long. RefSeq names its product empty spiracles homeobox 1 (gene EMX1). Bases 383 to 1255 code for a protein of 290 amino acids. Gene Ontology annotation, molecular function: DNA-binding transcription factor activity, RNA polymerase II-specific; DNA binding. NCBI's taxonomy places the organism in Eukaryota, Metazoa, Chordata, Mammalia, Primates, Galagidae. The transcript is spliced from 3 exons. Gene Ontology annotation, biological process: neuron differentiation; brain development; central nervous system development. The record is from RefSeq and is a predicted model, not a curated record.